UUCGCGAUCGCCGAGAACGAAGCCAAGGCGCGAGUUAGAUUCAAUCUUAUGGAGAAGAUGCUGCAACCUUGCGGACCGCCACCCGAGAAGCCAGAGGACUAAAUCGUGUGUCCCUUUCUCGUGUUUUUUUCCUCGAGUGAUUAAAAAAAAAAAACUGCAUUAUUAAUCGCACAAUUGUUGUUUCGAGGAAGAUUAAACUUGAGUGAAAAUUUCAUUAGAUACGAAUAUUAUGUGUGUUGUGCGGUAGGCACGAUUUUCUCUUUCGUCGACUGUUGUAUGCAACGUGGAUAUAUAACCUCAAUCAUACAUUAACGAGGAAAUACAUUAAGACAUUUUUAUAUAUAAUCUUGCUUUGUUAUUCAUAUAUAAAUUGAUAUAUAACAAGAAUUUAUAAUUUAUCAUCGAUAGCUGUAUCAAGAGAAAUAAGGCAACCAAGAUGCCUAUCUCUUGUUCCACAAAAUGUGGGAGAGAUGCUAUUUUAAAGAGGCCAAAAACUGGCGAUACAUUGUGCAAAGAUUGUUUCUUCUUAGCAUUUGAGACUGAGAUUCAUGAUACAAUUGUCAACGGUAAACUAUUCAAGCCUGGUAACAAAGUCGCCAUUGGAGCAUCAGGUGGAAAAGAUUCCACUGUACUUGCAUAUGUUUUAAAAACACUAAAUGAAAGAUACAAAUAUGGAUUAGAUCUAUUUCUUUUAUCCAUUGAUGAAGGAAUUACUGGAUAUAGGGACGAUAGUUUGAAAACUGUCGCACAGAACAGAGAUGAUUAUGGCAUUCCACUUAAAAUCUUAUCAUACAAAGAAUUAUAUGGAUGGACAAUGGAUUCUAUAGUUGCAGAGAUUGGCCGGAAAAACAAUUGCACAUUUUGUGGUGUUUUUCGGAGACAAGCACUGGACAGAGGUGCUGCAAUUUUGGGGGUAGAUUGUAUUGUGACUGGUCAUAAUGCAGAUGAUAUCGCUGAAACGGUGUUAAUGAAUGUCUUAAGAGGCGAUAUUGCUCGACUGCAGAGAUGUACAUCUGUAAUCACUACAGGUGCAGAUUCCAUCAUGCGUUGUAAGCCACUGAAAUAUGCAUAUGAAAAAGAAAUUGUCAUGUAUGCAUAUUUUAAGCAUCUAGUAUAUUUCUCUACAGAAUGUAUAUAUGCUCCAAAUGCUUAUAGAGGUCAUGCACGGGCUUUUCUAAAGGAUUUGGAGAAAAUGAGACCUUCAUCCAUUAUAGACAUAAUACAUUCAGGCGAGCAGUUGCAAGUGAACAAUAAUGUAAAGAUGCCAGAAAGAAGGAAUUGUACUCGAUGUGGAUUUGUUUCAAGUCAAGAAAUAUGUAAAGCUUGCGUUUUAUUGGAAGGUUUGAAUAGAGGGCUGCCAAAACUUGGUAUUGGCAAAUCUAAUAAAGCUAAGAAGAUAAUGAGUUUGGACAUAAAUAAGAGAAAUGAACAGGAAAAUAUAGAUUUUUAAGGUUUUCAUGUAUCUAAAUAUAUAGCACAGGCUAUAUACAAUAUAUAUUGUUACAGAAAAUAUUUCUUUUAUUUCUCUUUCAUUGCACUUAUUGAUGAAAAAAAUAUUUUACUGUUGGUACAUUUGAGAUGAUAAUAAAUUAUCAAAUAAUAAGUUAUGAAACAAA
Molecule: messenger RNA, 1616 nt
Organism: Formica exsecta
Lineage: Eukaryota; Metazoa; Arthropoda; Insecta; Hymenoptera; Formicidae
Gene: Ctu1
Product: cytoplasmic tRNA 2-thiolation protein 1
Exons: 6
Coding region: 437-1450 (337 amino acids)
Biological process (GO): tRNA wobble position uridine thiolation
Cellular component (GO): mitochondrion; cytosolic tRNA wobble base thiouridylase complex
Molecular function (GO): tRNA binding
Source: RefSeq, a predicted model, not a curated record